GCGGCGGAGCGCACCGACCAACCAAACUCUUCCAGAACCAUCCGUGCGUCAUGCGGGGGCGGGCCCGGCGCCGGCCAAUGGGGCGGUGCGGCGCCACGUUCGGAGCCAAUGGGAGGAGGGCGGGGGCGGGCGCGUUGCGGGCCGUCGGGUUCGGCUGGUCGCGGCGCUGAGGAGGAGCGGAGCGGCGGCGGCGACUUGGAGGAGUUGGGGCUCGGCGCUUCCCCUCCCCCCGCCUCGCCCCCCGCCCCCGGCCGCCCCCCCCUCCCCGGGGCCCGCUCGCUCCCCGUCCCCCCGGGGCGCUCCCGGGGGCCAGGCCCAUGGCUCCUCAGAAGCACGGCGGAGGCGCGGGGCCCAGCUCGGGCUCCGCCGGCGGCGCCGCCGGAGGAGGAGGCGGAGGAGGCGGAGGAGGAGGAGGAGGAGGAGGAGGAGGCGGCGGAGGCAGCGGGGGCUUCGUGGGCUCCGCCGCGGCGGCGGCUCCGGCCGGGAAAUCCGGGGGUGCGGCGGGCGGCGGCGGCGGCGGCGGAGGAAGCGGUUACUCGGGCGGCUCCUCGGCCUCCUCGGCGGCGGCAGCGGCGGCGGCGGCGCUGCCCCCCGUGAAGAAGCCGAAGAUGGAGCAGAUCCAGGCCGACCACGAGCUCUUUCUGCAGGCCUUCGAGAAACCAACCCAGAUAUACAGGUUUCUACGUACCCGGAAUCUCAUAGCGCCAAUAUUUUUGCACAGAACUCUCACUUACAUGUCCCACAGAAACUCCCGAACAAAUAUCAGAAGGAAAACGUUCAAAGUAGAUGACAUGUUAUCAAAAGUAGAGAAAAUGAAGGGAGAACAAGAAUCUCACAGCUUGUCUGCUCAUUUGCAACUUACGUUUACUGGUUUCUUCCAUAAAAAUGAUAAGCCAUCACAAAACUCAGAGAAUGAACAAAAUUCUGUAACCCUGGAAGUACUGCUUGUGAAAGUUUGCCACAAGAAACGAAAGUGUUCCGUGAUCUAUCUGAGAGAUACUGAAUAUAGUAAAUCCCAGGAUGUCAGUUGUCCAAUAAGACAGGUUCCUACAGGUAAAAAGCAGGUGCCUUUAAACCCAGACCUCAGCCAAAUAAAACCAGGCAACUUCCCGUCGCUUGCAGUUUCCAGUAAUGAGUUUGAACCAAGCAACAGCCAUAUGGUGAAGUCUUACUCAUUGUUAUUCAGAGUAACUCGCCCAGGAAGAAGAGAGUUUAAUGGACUGAUCAAUGGCGAGACUAAUGAAAACAUUGAUGUCAAUGAGGAGCUUCCAGCUAGACGAAAAAGAAACUCUUCAAAUCGUGAAGAUGGAGAAAAGACAUUUGUAGCACAAAUGACUGUAUUUGAUAAAAACAGGCGCUUGCAACUACUGGAUGGCGAAUAUGAAGUGGCCAUGCAGGAAAUGGAAGAGUGUCCCAUUAGUAAGAAAAGAGCAACAUGGGAAACAAUACUUGAUGGGAAGAGGUUGCCUCCAUUUGAAACAUUUUCUCAGGGACCUACACUUCAGUUUACUCUUCGCUGGACAGGAGACACAAAUGAUAAGUCUACAGCUCCUAUAGCUAAGCCUCUUGCAACACGAAAUUCUGAAAGCCUCCCUCAAGAAAACAAGCCCAAUUCUGUUAAACCUACUCAGACUAUAGCUGUGAAAGAAUCUUUGCCAACAGACCUUCAAACAAGAAAAGAGAGAGAUGUUUUAAAUGAGCCUCGACAAAAGUUGCGAAUAUUUUACCAGUUCCUUUAUAACAACAACACAAGACAGCAGACUGAAGCCCGAGAUGACUUGCAUUGCCCAUGGUGCACGCUGAACUGUCGGAAACUGUAUAGUUUACUCAAACACCUUAAACUUUGUCACAGCAGAUUUAUCUUUAAUUACGUUUAUCAUCCAAAGGGUGCUAGGAUAGAUGUGUCUAUCAAUGAGUGUUAUGAUGGCUCCUAUGCAGGGAAUCCCCAGGAUAUCCAUCGUCAACCUGGUUUCGCCUUCAGUCGUAACGGACCGGUCAAAAGAACUCCUAUCACACACAUACUUGUAUGCAGGCCAAAGCGUACGAAAGCAAGUAUGUCAGAAUUCCUUGAAUCUGAAGAUGGAGAAGUAGAACAGCAGCGAACAUACAGCAGUGGGCACAAUCGGUUAUAUUUCCACAGUGACACAUGUUUACCUCUCCGUCCACAAGAAAUGGAAGUAGACAGUGAGGAUGAAAAGGACCCUGAAUGGCUACGGGAGAAAACCAUUACUCAAAUUGAAGAAUUCUCUGAUGUUAACGAAGGAGAGAAAGAAGUGAUGAAAUUAUGGAAUCUUCAUGUUAUGAAGCACGGGUUUAUUGCUGACAAUCAAAUGAAUCAUGCCUGUAUGCUGUUUGUUGAAAAUUAUGGACAAAAAAUAAUUAAGAAGAACUUGUGUCGAAACUUUAUGCUACAUCUGGUCAGCAUGCAUGACUUUAACCUCAUCAGCAUAAUGUCAAUAGACAAAGCUGUUGCCAGGCUCCGAGAGAUGCAGCAGAAGUUAGAGAAAGGAGAAUCAGCCUCCCCAACAGAUGAGGAAUCUUCUGAGGAACAGAGUGGGACAACAAAUGGAUAUAGUGAAAAUAAUAUGAGAGAGAGAAUUUCAGAAAUGGAUAGCAUCUCAGGUGUCACAAAACAGAGCAAGAAACAAAAGCUCUGAAGUCAAAAGUCAAAUUGCAUUCAACGGACAAGCAUUGAAGUGACAUUCUAGGGUGCAUGAGCUCUAUAAAAAAUUACACACA
Messenger RNA from Cygnus olor (mute swan), 2739 nucleotides. RefSeq names its product SUZ12 polycomb repressive complex 2 subunit (gene SUZ12). The transcript is spliced from 17 exons. Gene Ontology annotation, molecular function: chromatin DNA binding. Lineage: Eukaryota; Metazoa; Chordata; Aves; Anseriformes; Anatidae. Gene Ontology annotation, cellular component: ESC/E(Z) complex; nucleus. Bases 318 to 2657 code for a protein of 779 amino acids. The record is from RefSeq and is a predicted model, not a curated record.